CCAUUUAAAGCGUAAAAUUUGUAAUUGUCCUGUGUGAAAACUCAAAAUCCCACAAUGCCGCUUAAGUGAAUCAGUAAAUCGCGCCUGCGCACUAAGGCUCUCCCUCUUUGGACCUACGUCUCCACUGAAACGAUGGCCAAGCGCACCAAGAAGGUGGGGAUUGUUGGUAAAUAUGGCACGCGUUACGGCGCGUCGCUGAGGAAGAUGGUGAAGAAGAUUGAAAUCUCCCAGCAUGCUAAAUACACUUGCUCUUUCUGUGGAAAGACCAAGAUGAAGAGGAGGGCUGUUGGCAUCUGGCACUGCGGGUCCUGCAAGAAGACGGUGGCCGGAGGUGCCUGGACGUACAACACAACAUCUGCUGUCACAGUCAAGUCUGCAAUCAGGAGACUGAAGGAACUGAAGGACCAGUAAACCAGUGCACAGCUGGUGGAUUUGGGACUUUGUUUUCUAUUAUUUCAGCCGAACUGGACAUGGCCUCAACAUCCAAAAAUAAAAGUCUGGACC
Girardinichthys multiradiatus is the source of this 504-nucleotide messenger RNA. RefSeq names its product ribosomal protein L37a (gene rpl37a). Bases 133 to 411 code for a protein of 92 amino acids. The record is from RefSeq and is a predicted model, not a curated record. Gene Ontology annotation, cellular component: ribosome. NCBI's taxonomy places the organism in Eukaryota, Metazoa, Chordata, Actinopteri, Cyprinodontiformes, Goodeidae. Gene Ontology annotation, biological process: translation. Gene Ontology annotation, molecular function: structural constituent of ribosome. The transcript is spliced from 4 exons.